AAGGUCACAAAACAAGUCCUUAAAAAAGAAUGAACUAAGUUUACGAAUUCAAGAUAAACAAUACAUAGUGGUUUGUGAGUGUGAAGACAAUUUUUUUUAAAAAGAACAAAACGAUGUCAUCCAUAAAAAUGUAUAAUAAUUUAGUUUUAAUAACAUGUUGUGUGCUUGGAACAAUUUUGGCUUAUCCAGUAUCACAGCCCUUGUAUCAAAGUCAACCCCAACCUCAACAAGUACAACAAUUUCAACAAAUUCCUGCUGAAUAUUUACAACAGUAUUUGUUACAAGCGCAGCAAAGAGCGUUACAACCUCAAGCAACGCCGGUAAAGGAUCCUGAACAAAAUGAACCACAAUUGGAUCAAGGUAUUGCACGGCAGCCACCACAACAAGUUUUACCAAACAAUGUUGAUCGACAGGUACAAUUAGCUCAACAACAAUUUUAUCCACAACCACAGGUACGCUACCAGCAACAAGCUCAACCUCAAUAUCGUGUUGUACAGUUUGCUCCACAGCAAUUACAACAACAGCAACGUUAUGUUGCACCAUCUAUAACAUCCGCGCAAAUUGUUCAACCAAAAUUGGCACAGGCUCCACGAUUGGCACCACAAUUGUUAAGGCCACAACAAUCAUUGGAUGCAGCAAAACCUGCAGAACCAGAAGAUUAUGAGCCAAAUCCAUCCUAUCAAUUUGGUUUUGAUGUUAAAGACGAUUUAUACACAAAUUAUCAAAAUCGUAAAGAACAACGUGAUGGUGAUAAAAUUACUGGAUCCUACUCCGUUGUGGAUUCAGAUGGAUUUAUUCGUACUGUUACAUACACAGCUGAUCCAAAAGAAGGUUUUAAAGCGGAAGUAAAUCGACAACCGACUGAUAUUGUAGUGAAAAUUCCACAACCUCAACCUCAAUAUCAAACUGAAGGAUUAUUACGUCAACAGCAAACACAGCAAUAUUUAGAAGGUUCACAACCAAUUGGAAAAGUUCCAGCAUCACAGAAGCAACGAAUUGUUUAUCAAUAUCAAUAAA
Messenger RNA from Chrysoperla carnea, 1017 nucleotides. RefSeq names its product ataxin-2 homolog. Bases 114 to 1016 code for a protein of 300 amino acids. Lineage: Eukaryota; Metazoa; Arthropoda; Insecta; Neuroptera; Chrysopidae. Gene Ontology annotation, cellular component: extracellular matrix. The record is from RefSeq and is a predicted model, not a curated record. The transcript has 4 exons.